Molecule: messenger RNA, 1605 nt
Organism: Peromyscus leucopus (white-footed mouse)
Lineage: Eukaryota; Metazoa; Chordata; Mammalia; Rodentia; Cricetidae
Gene: Tspan15
Product: tetraspanin 15
Exons: 8
Coding region: 108-992 (294 amino acids)
Cellular component (GO): membrane
Source: RefSeq, a predicted model, not a curated record
UCCCGGGAGAGCGCGCGGGUGGCGGGGCAGGCCGCGGGACAGCCGCAGGUGGGGCCUGGAGCGGUGGCCGGACCUGGGCAGCCCCGCAGCCCCGCGCGGGAGCCACGAUGCCCCGCGGGGACUCGGAGCAGGUGCGCUACUGCGCGCGCGUCUCCUACCUUUGGCUCAAGUUCUCUCUCAUCGUCUAUUCCACCGUAUUCUGGCUGAUUGGGGGCCUGGUCCUGUCGGUGGGGAUCUACGCAGAGGUCGAGAGGCAGAAAUACAAAACCCUCGAGAGCGCCUUCCUGGCCCCGGCCAUCAUCCUCAUCCUCCUGGGGGUGGUCAUGUUCAUUGUCUCCUUCAUCGGGGUGCUAGCUUCUCUCCGGGACAACCUGUGCCUUCUCCAGUCGUUUAUGUAUAUCCUGGGGAUCUGCCUCAUAAUGGAGCUUAUCGGUGGCAUAGUGGCAUUGAUCUUCCGGAACCAGACCAUUGACUUUCUGAAUGACAACAUUCGGAGAGGAAUUGAGAACUACUACGAUGACCUGGACUUCAAGAACAUCAUGGACUUUGUUCAGAAGAAGUUCAAAUGCUGUGGCGGAGAGGAUUACAGGGACUGGAGCAAAAACCAGUACCACGACUGCAGCGCCCCCGGGCCCCUGGCUUGCGGGGUGCCCUACACCUGCUGCAUCCGGAACACGACAGAUGUGGUCAACACCAUGUGCGGCUACAAAACCAUUGACAAGGAGCGCCUGAGUGCACAGAACGUCAUUUAUGUGCGGGGCUGCACCAAUGCCGUGCUGAUAUGGUUCAUGGACAACUACACCAUCAUGGCGGGUCUCUUACUGGGCAUCCUGCUUCCUCAGUUCCUUGGUGUGUUGCUGACACUACUGUACAUCACCCGAGUGGAGGACAUUAUCUUGGAGCACUCUGUCACCGAUGGAUUGCUGGGACCCGGGGCCAAGUCCAGCGUGGACGCAUCGGGCACCGGGUGCUGUCUGUGUUAUCCCAGUUAGGACCUGGCCUGGCGCAGCGGCCUCAGCAGGACUGUACUGCCCAGCACAUCCCAGUCUUCACAAGCCAGUCAGGACCAGCUCCAGCUCUUCUGCCCACUCGCGGGACAGGCCAAAGCCCAGGGUGGAUGUGCCUGUGUACAGUGUCCGAUGGCCACUCCUCCCAGAGGAAGGCUGAGCCCUGUGGAACCCUGGGAAACAGGGAUGGCCCAGCUCCAGUUCUGGGCCCCAGAGAAGGAAGCUCAGGGCUCAGUUUAUUCCUGGCGGUGCCUUGGCCAGUGGUCAUUAUGCUCCUUCAAGAGCAGGUUUGCAGUGAUGUUUGAGGAGAGAGACUGUGUUUGUUCCACGGGGUAGGAAGUACUGGGUUCAGCCCCUGGUACCACUGCUCCAGGUGUGAGAUUGGACCAUGUCUCAAAUUUCCAGGUGCCUUGAGCCCUCUGUAAGGCUCCUGCUUUGCCCACCCAUUUUGUACGUGGUUUUUAUAACAUGUUUUAUACACAAUUAACAAUAGUUUCUGGCUACUCAAAACUAGCCACCACCUCCGUACUCCUCCAAUCCACUCAUCCCUCCGAGUCAGUUUAUUAAUCAAACAAUAAAGAAGUGAUUUUUUGGGGGG